AUGUUCGAGUCAAAACAGAUGCUCGUACUACGUUAAAUUAGUUUUUCAAAAUUAAAACAAGACCAAAGCAUAAUACAACAACGUUUAGAAAGCUUGCAGCGCGACCGCUAUAUUCUCCUGAGUAGUCGUAAUACUGUGCAAAUAGAAUCGAUACAUGUAUUGGUAUUUACUUUCGUUGCAGAUUAAAUAAACAAAAGUUUUUUUGGAUUUUUUUAAUUUUUUCGAACAUUUUGUAUCCUUCGUUAGACUGCCGCUGAUGUAGCGCUUACUUAAAUUGGAAUGUCGGAAAAAAUGCGCACCUUGGUAUAUAAUUUUGGAUUAUCCGUAGUGACGAUUUUAAUCACGUUUUGGUUUACAUGUGGAUGGAUGCUAACAUGGAUGCUAUGGUAUAAACUUUUGUUUACUAACUAUUUCUGGGUAUCUCUCGCACUUUUGUUGUGGACAGUUUUGGACAAAGCUCCAAACCGAGGUGGCCGGCUUUAUCGACCACUGAGGAAAUUAAGUAUUUUCAAAUUAUGGAGGCACUACUUUUCCCUGAAAGUGCAUAUUGUCUCCCCAUCCGAUAUUACUCCAGACAAAAAUUACAUCUUUGGAUACCAUCCCCACGGCUACGUCGGAUUCGGAUGUCUGUGCUGUUUUGCAACGGAAGCCGUAGAUAUUAGCAAGAAACUUCCUGGAAUGCGCUUCACGCAAUUAAGUACUCGUCUGGCCUACAUCCAUCCGAUUUUCCGGGACUUCUUGAUGCUUCUAGGAAUUGCCAAUGCAUCAGAAGAGAAUAUUCGGUACAUGGCUAACAAGGGCACCGGAAAUGCCAUGGUGCUGGUCAUCGGGGGAGCAGCGGAGACGCUGGACGCUCGACCAGGAAUGCACAGACUGGUGCUAAAAGACAGGAAGGGAUUUGUGCGAACGGCUUUAAAAACCGGCUGUCACCUUAUUCCCGUUUACGGCUUUGGAGAAAAUGAUAUCUAUGAUCAAGUAUUUAACAAUCCCGUCGGAUCCCGGUGGAGAAAAGUUCAGCGAUGGGUCCAAGCAAAAACUGGAGUUCCUGUAUUAGUUUAUGUUUAUGGAUCACUCAAAAUACCUUUCUGGUAUCCUUAUCGCAGGCCUAUCAACAUUGUCGUGGGAAAACCAAUUCCUGUGCCACAUAUUUCUCACCCGACCGAACAACAAAUCGACAAGCUUCACCAGCAGUACAAAAAAGCUCUACGGGAUCUUUUUGAUACGCACAAAGGACUGUAUGGACAUGCUUGCAGCGAAAUUGAAUUUAUUUAACAAAUGCAGACCUUUGUAUGACUGUACGCUAGUCAACGAUAUCAUGAUAUGGCCAGCGCGCAGUGAUGUUUUUGCAUCGCAAACAAGCAAACGCAGUUAAUUAAAAACUGUUUAUUACUAAAAUCAAAACUGUUUGAUACUAUUACUAAAAAAUUUUAUUUGUUUGUUUUGUGCGGUUUGUUUUGUACAAACACCAAUAGUUAGAGAUAAAUUAUAAGAGUGGAAUAA
Messenger RNA from Paramacrobiotus metropolitanus, 1500 nucleotides. Its product is annotated as 2-acylglycerol O-acyltransferase 1-like. The coding region runs from base 280 to 1272 and encodes 330 amino acids. The transcript has 3 exons. The record is from RefSeq and is a predicted model, not a curated record. Gene Ontology annotation, molecular function: diacylglycerol O-acyltransferase activity. Gene Ontology annotation, cellular component: endoplasmic reticulum membrane. Lineage: Eukaryota; Metazoa; Tardigrada; Eutardigrada; Parachela; Macrobiotidae. Gene Ontology annotation, biological process: triglyceride biosynthetic process.